AUGGCGGCGCCCUUCUCCGGAGCGGGAGCCGGGCCAGGCCCGGGACGCGACGGGACCGGACACCGAGGCGCGGUGCCGCAACGAGGUUGGUGGUCGGUGCCGCCCCGGGAAAGGACGGGGCGGGGCGGGCGGUCGGGGCGCCACGCGGUCGGCGGCUUCUGCGGAAAAGGCCCUUCUGCGGGGCGGGGGCGGCGCCGGACCGGACCGGACCAGACCGGACCGGACCGGGACCCCUGCGGGUUUUGUUACCGAGCGAAGGUGGCGCACCGCGUAAACCGAGGAAAGCUGCAGCUGGUGUGCUGCAGUCGCAGGUUUCCCAGGAGAAAGAGCAGCUCGUCUGUCCCGACUGUCCAGCUUGUGCAGAAGGCUGACAGCCUGUCUCACUCUCAUCAGUGCUAUCCCACCAGCUCCUUUAGGAGAUCAGCACCACGUUUGGCCUGUUCUGAUCUUCCUGAUCCCCUCAUUUCUGUGCUGCAACACCACCGUCCACAAGAAGUCAGAGAGGAGAAAAGCUCUUUCCAGCGAGAUGGAGAAGGAAUUAAUUAUACCUCUGCCUCAUCCUGUGAGACCAGAAGACAUGGAGUAACUCUCUUUGACAGGUUGAGAGAGGAGCAGCCUGACUUCAAAGAAAAAAUAAUAGUAAUUACAAGUGAACUUACACAGCCUGAACUGGACCAUAGUAGCCCAAUCCAACAAAAACUUAUAGACUGCAUUAAUAUUAUAUUUCAUUGUGCUGCUACAGUCAGAUUCAAUGAAAUGCUAAGAGAUGCUGUUCAGUUAAAUGUGCUUUCCACGAAAACAGUUCCUCUCAUUGGCACACCAAAUGACGAAUCUAGAAGUAUUCAUACGUGUUUCGACUGCGUAUGCAUAUUGCAGUCGAAAACACAUUGAGGAAAUUGUUUGUCCACCUCCUGUUGAUCCCAAGAAACUGAUG
Messenger RNA from Cygnus olor (mute swan), 934 nucleotides. RefSeq lists its product as uncharacterized. The transcript is spliced from 6 exons. Gene Ontology annotation, biological process: long-chain fatty-acyl-CoA metabolic process. The record is from RefSeq and is a predicted model, not a curated record. The coding region runs from base 1 to 891 and encodes 296 amino acids. Gene Ontology annotation, molecular function: alcohol-forming very long-chain fatty acyl-CoA reductase (NADP+) activity. Gene Ontology annotation, cellular component: peroxisome. Lineage: Eukaryota; Metazoa; Chordata; Aves; Anseriformes; Anatidae.